UUCUUAUUUUAUCAAAAAGAUUAAAUCUUUAUUUGUUAUUGUUUUCCGGGUUUGGCUCACUCAGCUGAGCUUGUGUGGCAUCUGCUUGUGCGCUAGUGUUGUUCUCGAAAUAUCCUUUUGAGGGUCUCUCUCUCUCUGUUUGUGUGUGUUUCUUUUGCGUGCAGUUUUCUGGUGGGUAAAAUUGAACUCUCUCUCUCUAUAUCUUCUUUCUCUCUCUAUCCCCAUCUCUAGCUACCACUUCUCUUGGUGGUGCAGGUUCGAAAGGGUUCUUAUUAAUUUCUGGCUUUGGUGCUUUUGUGGGUGGAAGUUAGGUGAAAAAGGGUUUGCAAGAGAACCGACAUGGCGAACUCGGCGGAGAAGAAGGAAGAGACCAAUACUCUUGUCCAGGACGAGGGUUUCUCGGUCGAGCUCCCUGCUCCUUCCGGCUGGAAGAAGAUGUUCUUCCCCAAGAAGAAGAGUGAAAUCUCAUUCAUUGCCCCAACUGGGGAGGAAAUCACUGGUAGAAGACAGUUAGAACAGUAUCUCAAGGCACACCCUGGUGGCCCAGCUGCAUCUGACUUUGAUUGGGGCACUGGUGAGACCCCAAGGCGGUCAGCAAGGAUCAGUGAGAAGGUUAAGGCAACCCCAUCCCCUCAAAAGGAGCCCCCAAAGAAGCGUGGCAAGAGGUCAUCAUCAGGUGCCAAAAAGGAAACUAAAGACACAGGAACUGGCAAUGAAGCAACUGAGGAGGCCAAAGACACCAAUAUGGAGGAAGCCGAAGGAACUGGGAAGGACGAUACCGAGGCAGAAAACAAAGAAAAUGCUGUUAAGGAAAAUCUGGAAGAGGGUGAAGAAAAAGCACAAGAUCCCGAUGCAAAGAUGGAUGCAGCUGAUGGAGCUCCACCCCAGAAGCAAGCUGAUGUAGCUGAAGAUCAGCAGAAGGGGAUCUCUGAUGCAGUGGCUGAGAAUGAAAGUGAAAAGAAGACUGAUGCUGAGGCUGAGACGACUCAGGAAAAGGAAGAGCAACCACAGGUUGAGGCAGCAGCAACUAUUGCAGAGGAGAAGAAGACUGAAGUUGAAGGGGUGGAGAAACAAGAAGAAACCAACAAAGGGGAACCGGCACCUGAAGGAGAAUCCACCAAGGACAAAGAGGCGGCGGCAGCAAAUGGGACUGCUGAGAAACUGGAUGAGACAACCACCAGCCAGCCAACUGAGAAAGUCGAAGGAGCAUCAGUUGAGAACGGCAGUCAUGCUGCUACAGCUACUGCUACUGCUACUGCUACUGCUACCUGAUGAUGAAAUUCCUUGUUGACGGCUUUCAUUUGGUGGUUGUUCUUUUGUUAAUGUAUUACACCACCCCUUUAUUCCCCCCUGACCAUUUUAGGCAUUUGUGAGUAUUUUGGAUGACUGUAGUAGUCGUAAUGUUGUAAGGAGUUAGCAUCAUCAGCUCUCUGAUUGUUCAUUCAGACAGUGGUGUGAUAUAACUGCAGAUUAGGUGUGCAUUGUAGCAAUCUCCUCAGGGAGAGACUUAAGUAGGAAGAAAGACAGACACAACUUGUUAGCCUGUAGUAAGUAAGAAUUGUAACAGUUGUAUGCUGUCGGUUUACUGCUAUGUACUGCUGUUGUGGGAAUAAGCUCUGUACUAGAGAUUUAAUGCUGGUCAUCCAUCCAUUGCUUGUGAUUUGAUUCAGAGUAA
Messenger RNA from Linum tenue, 1675 nucleotides. NCBI's taxonomy places the organism in Eukaryota, Viridiplantae, Streptophyta, Magnoliopsida, Malpighiales, Linaceae. The record is from the annotation of a GenBank genome assembly.